This is a messenger RNA of Enterobius vermicularis (human pinworm), 1473 nucleotides long. The record is from the annotation of a GenBank genome assembly. NCBI's taxonomy places the organism in Eukaryota, Metazoa, Nematoda, Chromadorea, Rhabditida, Oxyuridae.
AUGCCAACAAUGUGUAGCUGUACAGCUGGACUAGUAGACUGUCGAUGCGAAUUCUCAGAUCUAGAUGGUCGACGAUGCCGUUGUGUUCAACAGCAAACCAUCGAUGAAAAUCAACAAAUAUUGCGACAUUGUCGAUGUACCGAUAUGGAAAGUAAACUUUGGGACCGUUGUAAAUUCCACUGUCACGAAAAAUGUUUUGAAGCCUGUUUAAAUUCGGAUUCUGGAGUGAAAUGUCUGGAGCAGUGCGGUUCGAUAUGCCAGAAAGCAUGUAUAGCAAUGCGAAGAGAACCUAGUCGUGAUGUAAUCCAAAUGAUAAUUAGCAAUCAGAGUCAGUGUCAGUCUGCAUGUGAACAAAGCUGCAAAUUGUCCUGCAAAAAUCACGGCCCAAACUCAAAAGCUUCAUGCAUAACAAACUGUCAGAGCGCUUGUCACGAUACGUGUGUUGCUGCGGCACCACCUCUUUCAGAAACCUUUCAGAUUGACGGUUGUUGUAACAAUUGCAUGAAUCCUUGUCAAACGUCUUACUUAGCAAAAUUACAACAAUAUCUGCUAACAAAACAGUGUGAUGUAAAAUGCAAAAAGAUAUGUAACGGACUUUGUAAGUCCAGCACUGCAACGCUUCCUUCAAACACUGCAACAAUACAGCCACCUGUUAUUUUAGUUCAAAACUAUCUUGGACCAUUAAACGACACCAGUUCUUCCGCCUAUACUGCCACAAAUGAACACCAAACUCUGACAACAAAUACAGGUCUCAUCAGCUGCAAUGAUUAUUGCGGCCUGUUGUGCAGUUCGGCAGAAUCAAAUAAUCUGUGUAAAAGAAGUUGCUAUGCAAGUUGUUAUGAUAUGCAUCAGUACAGUAAUGCUUUUGAACUUCCCGGAUGUCGAAGCACAUGUCCAACUGCAUGUGCCGAAUACUGCGAAAAACAGAAGUAUAAAGAGCAAGAGCCGUGCAACAACGAAUGCAAAAAGGCUUGCGCAUUAGCAUGUAAUGCAGAUAUAAUAAAACUCGUAACAAAACUGAAGAACAAACAAGGUUCAGAAUUCGAUUAUAAUUGGCCAACCGAAACGACAAAAACGACUACAACACCAAUCAACUAUCGGGUCGUCGAAACACGAAAAGAUAAAGGUUAUGAAAGAAGCAAAAAAAAUUCUAAUCUUCGUACACUGAUCAGUGUUUUACCAGAAAAUUAUACAUCAAUCUUGGACUGUCAAAUUCAGUGUGUUGGCUACUGUAGUAAAAACUACAAAGUCGAAGACUGUAUCUCAGGAUGUCAACAUGCAUGCGUAGAACAUACCAUAAAUGAAGCUAAAAAAAGGGCUUUAGUAACUACAGUAAGUAUUGGUCAACCACUAGACAGAUUGAGAGGACCACAAAUACUACCAUGCAAAGCUGGUGCACGACCAACUGGUGAGAACUGCAAAUGCCUAGACGGAUAUACUCAGUGUGGUGUGAAUCAAUGUUGCCGUAAAUGA